AAGCAAAUACAAAUAAUACACCGUUGUGUCCCACCUUUCAACAGCCCAUGAACAGGCAGUCGAGUUCUCAUUGCGCGCGGCAGCUUUACAAUCGUUGCACUAGAAAUUUGUCGUUCCCGUGUCCGCGGAUUCGUGGUAUAACAGGUGUUGGACAAAACGGUUCGAUUUUCCGCUUAAUUUUCGAGACAAACCGCGCGGAUCUAACGUCCAAUGAUGACGGAAACUGUGGUUAACGUGCAAGAAGCACCCAAUAACAACGCGGCUCCGAAUAAACCCCAAGCGAACGACCAGCCCUUAUCUUGGAUUAAAAUUAAUUUGGAUUACUUUAAGACCACGCCAGGAUUGUUAAAACUUGCGGAAUUGGUUUUAGGAAUAUUCUGCAUGGGACUGGGUUCUCCAGCAUACUCCGGAGGUUCCCAUUUCUUCUUGUUUGUCGUCACCGUCAGUUUCAUCGGUACAUUAAUAUGGGUGUUUGUCUACCUGCUAGGAAUAAGAGAAGCUAUUAGCUUUCCUAUAGACUGGAUUUUAACAGAAUUGGUUAAUACCGGCAUCUGCACCGUUUGUUACUUCAUCGCCUUCAUUCUGCAACUGAUAGCGUCCACGGGGCUUUAUCCAGGUCAUUUUAGAAGAGGGGCCCAAAUAACCGCAGGAGUAUUUGGCAUUCUGAACGCCUUAGUUUAUGCUUUUGCGACGUACCUCCUCCACGUCGAGUGGAAAGCAUCCCGAACACGUAAUUAAUUAUUGUUGUAUUAACAGAACAAGUACUGGUAGUUCAUAAGUGUUAAAGUACGAUGUAAAUGUAUUUUUGUUACGCGAUGUACAGGUGGUACUAAGUUUUUCUAUGCUACAUUUUUUUUAUUUAUUAAUACAAUAUUAUACUAGUGUUAUCUUUCCACGUGGGUAUGAUAAUAUAACUUUGCCCGCUCAGGUUUGUCAUUUUUGAGUCGUUAUUUAAAGUUACAAUAAGUGUUACGGGAAAUCGUUAUAAUGUAAAAACCUAAUUAUGUUUUUAUCAUGAUUAGACUGCAAACACAACCCGGUAAAUCGUUAUUAACUAUAAAGAAAAACACUGCAGUUAUUAGGAUAUAGAAUUAUGAGUAAGUUUGAAUAAAUAUUUUGUUCGCAUUAAAUAGUACCUAAGUGGUAUCGCCUUAUAUGCCUUUUAACACGAUUUGUUUUUACGAAAAUGGUAUUUUCAAUUAGUAACAAUAGUAAAAUUUGACUUACUUUGUAUUUUACAAAUUUUUAAUGUGUCCAAUAAAAUGUUAUAUCAAUUGUCUUUUAUUCUCCCAUGUUUGGUUACCGUACAUAUGACGUAUAUAGUGGUUUUAAACGCGGUAUAUUUAUUUUACUUAGUACUCAAAAAACCUGUUUUAUGUUAUAUAGGAAUGAUAUUUCAGAAUCUAUGUGUUUUCUAUACCAAUGUGUGUCAUUGAUAUAGAUGCAGCAUACCAGUUAUGUUAUUUAUGAGAAAAUUGUUUUUUAAUUAUUAAGAAUAAAAUUGAAUCAUUCUGCUAUAUUUUACCCUGUAUGUCCAUAUAGAUAUAUUUG
This is a messenger RNA of Cylas formicarius (sweet potato weevil), 1551 nucleotides long. Its product is annotated as CKLF-like MARVEL transmembrane domain-containing protein 8. Gene Ontology annotation, cellular component: membrane. The coding region runs from base 211 to 738 and encodes 175 amino acids. The record is from RefSeq and is a predicted model, not a curated record. The transcript is spliced from 4 exons. NCBI's taxonomy places the organism in Eukaryota, Metazoa, Arthropoda, Insecta, Coleoptera, Brentidae.